Molecule: messenger RNA, 3168 nt
Organism: Strigops habroptila (Kakapo)
Lineage: Eukaryota; Metazoa; Chordata; Aves; Psittaciformes; Psittacidae
Gene: TEC
Product: tec protein tyrosine kinase
Exons: 19
Coding region: 255-2144 (629 amino acids)
Biological process (GO): B cell receptor signaling pathway; intracellular signal transduction; T cell receptor signaling pathway
Molecular function (GO): non-membrane spanning protein tyrosine kinase activity; ATP binding; protein binding
Source: RefSeq, a predicted model, not a curated record
CCAUUGCUGCCCCGCGGGGAGCUGUGCUCGGCGGGCGGCGGGUGGAGGAAGCGGAGGUUCCGCGACCGCCGCCUCCCCGGACUGGAGCGGGGCACUGCGCUGCCUUCCUGCCUCCCCCCGCGCCGCCGGCAGCCGAGACACCCAGGUAUGAAUCACGGUGUAAAACUUUAAAGCAGCUUGAUGUUACUCAGCAACCAGAACCGUCAGAAGAACUGAUAUUCAAUGGCUAGAAACAGAGCUGACAAGUGGCUGAAAUGAAUACGACUACUAUCCUACAAGAGAUUUUGAUUAAAAGAUCACAGCAGAAGAAGAGGACUUCUCCCUUAAACUACAAAGAGAGGCUUUUUGUACUUACAAAGUCUAUGCUAACAUACUACGAAGGUCGAGCGGAGAAAAAGUACAGAAAAGGAUCUGUGGAUAUUUCAAGGAUUAAAUGUGUAGAAGUUGUAAAAAGUGAUGGUAUUAUUCCCUGUCAAAAUAAAUAUCCAUUUCAGGUUGUAUAUGAUGCUAAUACGCUUUAUAUUUUUGCACCAAGUGCACAAAGCCGGGAUCAGUGGGUGAGGAACCUGAAAGAAGAAAUAAAGAACAACAGCAAUAUAAUGAUAAAAUAUCAUCCCAAAUUCUGGACAGAGGGAAUUUAUCAGUGCUGCAGGCAGACGGAAAAACUAGCACCCGGCUGUGAAAAAUACAAUCUUUUUGAAAACAGUGUGAUGAGAUUGCCCUCUCCAGUGCCAGAAAAAAGCAUGCGAAGGCCUCCACCACCUGUUCCUCCAGAAGAAAAUGGGAAUGAAGAGGAGGAGAUAGUGGUAGCAAUAUAUGACUUUGAGCCUACAGAACAUCAUGAUUUAAGAUUAGAGAAAGGUGAAGAAUAUACAGUGAUUGAGAAGAAUGACCUUCACUGGUGGAAGGCAAGAGACAAAUAUGGAAAACAAGGAUAUAUUCCAAGCAACUAUGUAACAGGAAAGAAGUCCAAUAAUCUUGAUCAAUAUGAGUGGUACAGCAGAAACCUGAACAGAAGCAAAGCAGAGCAGCUCCUCAGAAACGAGGAUAAAGAAGGUGGUUUUGUGGUGAGAGACUCAAGUCAGCCUGGCCUGUAUACAGUUUCCCUUUAUACAAAAUUUGGAGGAGAAGGUUCAUCUGGAAUAAGACACUACCACAUAAAAGAAACAGUGACGUCACCAAAGCAGUACUACCUCGCAGAAAAACAUCUCUUUAACUCCAUUCCAGAAAUAAUUGAUUAUCAUAAACAUAACGCAGCAGGUCUCGUUACCAGGCUGCGUUACCCAGUGACCCCAAAGAAGACGACAGCACCAACAACGGCAGGAUUCAGCUAUGAAAAAUGGGAAAUUAAUCCCUCAGAACUGACGUUCAUGAGAGAACUGGGGAGCGGUCUGUUUGGUGUGGUGCGCCUGGGGAAGUGGAGGGCACAGUAUAAAGUGGCCAUCAAAGCAAUUCGGGAAGGUGCGAUGUAUGAAGAGGAUUUCAUUGAAGAAGCUAAAGUAAUGAUGAAGCUAACGCAUCCUAAAUUAGUUCAGCUGUAUGGCGUGUGCACGCAACAGAGACCUAUUUACAUCGUGACAGAGUUCAUGGAGCACGGCUGCCUUCUCAAUUACCUGAGGAAAAAACGGGGAGUUUUGAGUAAAGACGUCCUGCUCACUAUGUGCCAAGAUGUAUGUGAGGGAAUGGAGUACCUGGAGAGAAACAGCUUUAUCCACAGAGACCUGGCUGCCAGGAACUGCUUGGUGAGUGACUCAGGAGUGGUCAAAGUAUCAGAUUUUGGAAUGACAAGGUAUGUCCUUGAUGAUCAAUAUACAAGUUCCUCAGGGGCUAAAUUUCCUGUGAAAUGGUGCCCCCCAGAAGUCUUUAAUUACAGCCGAUUCAGCAGCAAAUCAGAUGUGUGGUCAUUCGGUGUUUUAAUGUGGGAAGUAUUUACAGAAGGAAAAAUGCCCUUUGAAAAAAGCUCCAACUAUGAAGUAGUAACAAUGGUUAGCCAAGGACAUCGUUUGUAUCGGCCUAAACUAGCCUGUAAGCAGGUGUAUGAAAUUAUGAUGAUGUGCUGGCAGGAGAAACCAGAAGGACGCCCAACUUUUGAAGAGUUGCUUCACACGAUCAUUGACAUUGCAGAGGGUGAAGAUGCUUUCUGAAAAAAUACAGCGGCAGCACAAGUACAGGAAAGCAGCUACUUUCCAGAGAUGUGGCUUCACCAUUUCUUUCUGAAAGCUUGAUCUUGUCUGCUGCUGAGUGCUGCUGAAUAGUGUGGAGAACCUCCAACAUCUGAUCUACUCCAGUACAAUGAGAGUUUUUUACGUGAUGUUGGGAAAUAAGCAAAGUAUCUUCAGCAAUAGUAGCAGUCUCUGAAUUUUCUCUGGGAAGCCAGCAUAGCUGGGAAGUUGAGCUCUUUAUGGAGGAAGAGAGAGAAUGUGGCCAAAGCCCAGGAGCCUAAUUUGCAUUUAGUGGGUUGGGUUUGUGUACAUACAGUCCACGUUUCUGAGUUUCUCUUUACACAGGCAGUAGUAUUAAUAGUGAUUUGCAUGCUUAAAAAUUGAAAGUAUCUAUAAAUGGCUAUUUACUGACAUUGAAAUGUUUCCAGAGAUUCUCCAGAAAUGUUUUUCUCAGUUGAUGGGUGGCUUAUGUCACAUCAAGAACACAAAAUGUGCCUCUUUCAUUUGCACAGUAGGUUGUUAAAAGCAUAGUCUUCAGUUUAGUCUAACACUCAAAAGAACUUUGCUCCAGAAUGGAGCUGUGAUGUGCCUCACGCCAUUCUAGGCUGUUUGGUUAACCAGAGACCUCCCAUGGUUAGUCGUCUUGUUACUAAUGAAAAAUAAGUCCAAGAUUCAGCACAACUGGCUGUCAGUGUACCAUAAUACCUUGUUUUACAUUAAUUAUAAAAUAAUUUACAUGCUGUAUGUAUUGUAAAUAUAUAAAUUCCAUGCCUUUAUUUAUGUAAAGUGUGUUUUUUCUCUUGAAAUUUUCAAGCACAAGUUUGUCCUACCUUCAUUAACAUACGAACUAUAUACGUGAGGUUGUAAAUGAAAGAAAGUAAACUCUCAACUGUAUUUAAGAAGGGCUCUUCUUUCUGUCUGCCAUGUACAUACAGUGGUCUUUCUGUUCUUAACAGAAAAUGUCAUACUACACGUGUAUAUAAAUAAAAUGAAUGUUUGGAACCAA